UCAGUGCGUCUAGCGGAACCGGCGCCCCCCUGGCCCGAACCGACUCUUCCCCCGUUCCCCUCGAGCAGCACCGGCCCACCUGAAAUUCCCAAACCCGUCGCCGCACGGAAUGGAGAUCAAGACGCCGCCGCCGCCGCCUGUAGCCGCCGCCGUGGCUGCCGCGGCGGCCAUUUCCUCGGUGCUCGGCGACGACGACCUCCUGCGCGAGAUCCUCCUCCGCCUCGGCCUCCCAACCAGCCUCCUCCGCGCCGCCCUCGUCUGCCGGCGCUGGCUCCGCCACGCCUCCGACCCGGCCUUCCUCCGCCGGUUCCGCGGCCUCCACCCGCCGCGCCUCCUCGGCGCCUACUUCUCCACCUCCGCCGGCCCCGCCCCGCGCCUGCGGUUCCUCCCGAUCCGCCCGGUCCCGGAGCUCGCCGCCGCCGCCCGCCGCGCCGGCGCCUUCUUCGACGCCUUCAAGGGCUCUGCCACCUCCGUCUACGACAGCCGCGGUGGCCGCCUCCUCGUCACCACGUUCGACGACCGCCACGACUCCACGCGCCAGGUCUGCGGCCCGCUGUCCCCCGCGGGGGACACGGCCGUGGUCCCGCCGCCCCCGCCCCCGCCGCCUAUCCAGCUCGCCAACGACGACGAGUGCCUCAUCUACCACUAUGGUGAGUUCCUCCCCGACGAUGGCGACGGCUGCUCCUACUUCUGCGUGGUGAUGGGGUACAGCGAGCUUCAGACCACCGUGUUCCUGUACGAGCUGCAGGACAUGAGCUGGGUUGUCAGAGCCUCUGCCGCCGCACAGCUCCCUUUAUUGCCACCGAGAUCGAGGGUUAUGCUCUUUGAUAAUGCCAAAUUCUACAUGCUGUCUGCAACCAACAAGAUUCUUGUGUGCGAUUUUCCAUCCUCGAGUAUCUCAGUCAUGGAGCUCCCAAAUGGGGUGGAGAACAAGCACGGCGGUUGCAUCAUGCUGUCCCGGGGAGACGGUUCUGGAAUUUUUCUUGUACAUGUUAAAGAAUCUCAGCUUCAGAUCUUCCACUGUGGGAAGGACAGUGAUAAUCCAGGGAACUGGUUCCUAGUGGAUUAUAUUUGUUUGCGUCAGGUGUGCGCUAAUUUGGAUAUGACAACUUGGCAUUCUGUGGAUGAACAGAGUGCUAGUGUUAAGAUAUACGUUGUUGGGGACAAUGCCAGAUUUGUGUUCUUGGAGAUGUUUAGGGCUGUUGUUUUCUUGGAUAUUACAAGCAGGCAGGCAGACAAGGUGUAUCAGCUGACACCAGAGGAUAAAGAGUUAGUUAGUGUCCGUCCCUUGAUGCUGAUAUGGCCUCCUGUCUUCCCACCGAUGAAGGAAGGAUGUGACCAAAAGGAUUCAUGCACGGCCCAGACUGCAGCUUGAAAGGGACCAGAUGGACUUCCAAGGCUAAAACUGCAGGCCCAAAGAUGAGAAGCAUAACAAGAUCGCUGAUGGGCCAGCUUCAAAAUGAAGAUUGAGGUGAAUUCAAAAUGAAAAUAAAUAAAGGAAGGCUAGUUCGAGCUGAGCAGAACAACUCUGAAUAAAAAAUAAUUGCUAUAUUACUGGUAUAGAUUAGUUGCUGCAUGUAAAUAAUAGGAGUAUUAAACAUUGGAUGUCCAGUUAUCUAACCCCUACUUCAGCGUUUAUCUUA
Messenger RNA from Panicum hallii, 1643 nucleotides. RefSeq lists its product as uncharacterized. The record is from RefSeq and is a predicted model, not a curated record. NCBI's taxonomy places the organism in Eukaryota, Viridiplantae, Streptophyta, Magnoliopsida, Poales, Poaceae. Bases 110 to 1375 code for a protein of 421 amino acids. The transcript is spliced from 2 exons. Gene Ontology annotation, molecular function: protein binding.